CAUUCCAAUAUAUAUAUGUAGUAUCAUGAUGAAUUCAUACAUAAAUUAUUAGUGUAUAUAGCAUAUAUAUAUAUAUGUAUAAUAUUCCCUUAACUCAUCAUCAUCACUUAAUUUCUACAUGGAGAUCAUCACCCAACCUUCUUUAUUCCAAAUCCUCUUCUCCUUAGUUUUUCUGUUUAUGAUAGUAAUAAAUAUACUAUUGAAAAGAGCCCAAACCAACAACUCAACUUCAAAACUACCACCAGGGCCAUGGAGAUUACCUUUGGUGGGAAACAUGCACCAACUAAUCUCAUUAUUAGGCUCAAAAUCAUUAUUACCUCAUCAUACAUUUAGAGACUUAGCCCAAAAACAUGGACCACUCAUGUACCUCAAAAUUGGACAAAUUCCAACUCUAAUAGUUUCAUCACCAGAGUAUACUAAAGAGGUCUUGAGAACCCAUGAUCUUGUUUUUGCAUCAAGGCCUCAAACUCUUGCUGCAAAGAUCAUAGCAUAUGAUUGUACCAACCUUGCAUUUGCUCCAUAUGGUGAGUAUUGGAAACAACUAAGAAAGAUUUGUAUGAAAGAGCUUUUGAGUCCAGCUAGGGUUCAAACAUUUCAACCCAUUAGAGAAGAGGAGUUGUUUAAGCUUGUACAAGGGAUUGCUUCAAAUGUUGGGUUACCUAUGAAUAUUACUCAAAUGGUCAAAGCUUCAACAUAUAGCAUUACUUCUAGGGCUGCCUUUGGCAAGAAAAGUAGUGAUCAUGAUGAGUUCAUAUUGAUUGUGGAGGAAGCUCUCAAGGUAGCUGGAAGCUUUAGAUUUGGAGAGGUCUUUCCUUCUUUGAGUUUUCUUGAUUGGAUUACUAGGGUUAAGUAUGAGAGCUUUAAAUUAAGGUCUUCAAGGAUAAUGGAAGAUAUUAUCAAAGAGCAUAGAAAAGAGAAUGAAAAUAUUAUGUCAAGAGAGACAAAUGGAAAGAAGGAAGACUUGGUUGAUGUUCUUCUAAAGUUUCAUGAUAAGAAGAAUGGUGAUGAUGUUGGGUUCACAUUAACAAUUGACAAUAUCAAAGCUGUAAUUUGGGAUAUUUUUAUAGCUGGAAGUGAGACAUCAGCUUUAACUGUAGAUUGGGCUAUGGUAGAAAUGAUGAGAAAUCAAAGAGUGAUGAAAAAGGCUCAAGAUGAGGUUAGAGAAGUCUUUGGCAGAAAUGGGUCAAGAGAUGAAUCCUCAAUCAAUGAGAUGAAAUACUUGAAAUCACUUGUUAAAGAAACUCUAAGGUUACACCCUCCAGCUCCUUUAUUACUUCCAAGAGAAAGUAGAGAAAAAUGCAAAAUCAAUGGUUAUGAGAUACCUAAAAAAACUAGAAUGAUGAUAAAUAUUUGGGCGAUUGGAAGAGAUUCUAAAUAUUGGAUUGAACCUGAGAGUUUUAUACCAGAAAGAUUUGUUGGUAGCUCUAUUGAUUUCAAGGGUAGCAAUUUCGAGUUUAUUCCAUUUGGUGCUGGAAGAAGAAUAUGUCCAGGCAUGUCAUUUGGUAUCACCAAUGUUGAGCUUUCCCUUGCUUUGUUACUAUACCAUUUUGAUUGGAAACUGCCUAAUGGAAUGGAACCUAAAGAUUUAGAUAUGACUGAGUUUUCUGCCAUUACUUUAAGAAGAAAAGCUGAUUUGUAUUUGAUUCCUACUAAUUAUGUAUGAUAUUUCACACAUAGAAAAAUCACACAGGAUGAAGAUUUGUAUUUGAUUAAUGUAACUUAUGAAUUUGUAGUCUUUUGUAAUAAUUUACUGAUCACAUAUAUGUGUUAGAUUAUGUUUAGCUUUCUGUUAGUAAUUUUAAUUUACAUUCUUUGUGUGGCA
Messenger RNA from Cannabis sativa, 1822 nucleotides. RefSeq names its product cytochrome P450 71D11-like. Bases 119 to 1663 code for a protein of 514 amino acids. The record is from RefSeq and is a predicted model, not a curated record. The transcript is spliced from 2 exons. Gene Ontology annotation, molecular function: heme binding; iron ion binding; oxidoreductase activity, acting on paired donors, with incorporation or reduction of molecular oxygen. Lineage: Eukaryota; Viridiplantae; Streptophyta; Magnoliopsida; Rosales; Cannabaceae.